This is a messenger RNA of Caenorhabditis bovis, 735 nucleotides long. The record is from the annotation of a GenBank genome assembly. NCBI's taxonomy places the organism in Eukaryota, Metazoa, Nematoda, Chromadorea, Rhabditida, Rhabditidae.
AUGGAAUACGAUUCGAUUUCGACGUCUGUGAGAGGCGAAGGGAUUCGAUUGGAAGAUUGGGAAGAUGAAUUAGAAGGAUGCGAAUGUGAAGAAGGAUGUUCUACGGAGAGUCGAUGUUCUUGUCUGAUGGGAGAUGAGGAUAAUUAUUCCCGCGAUGGAAAACUUUUGCCGUCGUCAGUUAAUCGACCAUUGUUAGAAUGCCAUUCGCAAUGUGCCUGCAGUCUUCUUCCGUCUUGUCGAAAUCGAUUAGUCCAAAAUGGAAUUACUAAAAAUCUCGAAGUAUUUAGAACUUCCCAAAAAGGAUUCGGAGUUAAAACACUCGAAUCAAUUGAACCGAUGGAAUUCGUAUGUGAAUAUGCCGGUGAGAUAAUUAGCGAAAAUGAAGUUCAACGAAGGUAUCAAGAAAAUGAAUAUGAAGAUAAUUAUACUCUAACAAUUAAGGAGCACUGCCAAGACAACAUUCGAAAAACAUUCAUAGAUCCAAGAAAUCGCGGAAAUAUUGGAAGAUUUCUGAAUCAUAGCUGCUCACCGAACUGUGAUAUUGUUAUUGUGAGAAUUGGAAGGAUUAUACCGACUGUUGGAUUAUUCGCUAAUAGAAAAAUCGAAGUUGGAGAAGAACUUACUUAUGAUUACGGCUCAUCCACUCUUGAUGAUGAAAAAUAUAGAAAAAUAUGUCAUUGUCGAUCGGAAAACUGCCGAGGUUUUCUGCCGAUGUCAGCCACACCUAUCGAAUGA